UCCGCUGCUGAGGACUUCCAUUUAGGUCUCGAACGACCAUCGCUUCAAAAAAGUGACACUGAAGUCUAACGGAAGAGGACUUGUUACUUUUAUUUAGUAUUUAACCUAAACCUCAACUGUCCGCGUGAGUUUAAGAUGACUUUUUUCAUGGCUUAACCUCGAAAUGGGGAGCGGAACGAGCCGGGGGACCAAAGUGGCACCUGCGGGACUCGGCGAGGCGAAGCUCGCGAAGAAAGCCUCUUCGUCGGUCGUGUCGUCCAAACGCGACGCCUUCGACGCCUUGAGGAUCCACGCCCGCCGCCGAGCGCCGGUGGACUGCCACAGCGCCGGCCACGACUCGGAGAUCUCCGGGGACGGGGACGGGGACGAGGACGACGACGCGGACGCGGACGUCGAGCUGGACGCCGGGUACGGAGAGGCGGUCGAUGCGGGUCGCCGGAGGGGGAAGAAGAACCCGGUGUCCAAGAGGGCGUUCAUGAGGUCCAGGACGUACGGACUGUGUCACUUCAGUAGCAAGGACCAAGAUGAGGAGCAGGAGCAGGAGCAGGAGCAGGAGCAACAGGGGGCGUCGUCGACCUCCUCCUCCUCCUCCUCUUCCUCCGCCACCUCCGGCCUUGGCGGAGCGCAGGGGGCGCAAGGCUGCCCGGGUACGGGCCACAACAAGAGGGGCCACGAUGCCUUCGCACCUCCGCAUGCCUUCUUGACGACAGGACCAAUCGAGGAAGAUGCCCCCUUGCCACAAAUACAGACCACUUUUGGACACAGCACGCCCGUCGCCACACCAGUAAUUCUCUACGACGGCUCUGAAGAAGAACUGAUGGACACCAUCGAGAGGGACUUUAGUUGACCCCUCCCCUCUACUUAAAACUAUGUUCACUAUUUUUGUUUUCUUUUUGCACAGGCACAUGCAAGGCCAACUAUUACUGAACAACACAGAUGAAUACGUAAAUAGUUCUCCUCACAUUUGAGAUAAUACUGUCAUGUGUAACCUUUCUGUAAAUAGUCAAACAGAUAAUUGUGUAGUAGAAGUUGAGGAAUAUUUUUUUUUUUUUUGUGUGUUGCUAUGGAAAUGCUGCUGCAUAUAUAGAAAUGCAAAGCGAGCGGUUUUUGGUCGUGAGUGAGGCCAGUCAGCAAAAAGGAAAACGUGCGGGUUGCCAUGUUCGUAUAAGGUUUCCUUCUUGACUACGUACUAGUAAAAACAGCAAUUUUCCAACCCUGGUAGAAAAGAUUGUCCGCCCAAAAAUGUAAUUAUCGGACCAAAUAGCUCCUCUGUUCAAGUUUUACGCAUUGCGCUCUGCUGGCACCUAGCGGUGAAACACAAGCGUAUGUGUGGCUCAACCACGUUGUAAUAUGAAGAGAAUUAAGUCCCAAAAUUCAUCCAGCCAUCCAUUUUCUUAGCCGCUUAUCCUCACGAGGGUCGCGGCAGUGGUGGAGCCUAUUCCUGCUGUCAACGGGCAGGAGGCGGGGUACAACCUGAACUGGUCGCAAGCCAAUCGCAGGGCACAUCGAGAUAAACAGCCGCACUCACGAUCACACCUAUGGGCAAUUUAGAGUGUCCAAUUAAUAUUGCAUGUUUUUGGGGACGUGGGAGGAAACCAGAGAGCCCGGAGAAAACCCACGCAGGCACGGGAAGAACAUGAAAACUUUGCACAGGCGGGGCCGAGAAUUGAACCCGGGAGCUCAGAACUGUGAGGCCACUUCCGGCUGAGCUACCGAGCCACCAAGUCCCGAAAAUUACAAGGAGAAAAUAUUAUUUCAUAACAUUGUAAUAUUAAAAGUUUUGACAAGAAAAAAGUUUGGGGUAUGGGGUUAAUGUAUUUUAAUGAGAAGUUUGUAAAGUCAUAUCACGGAAUGUCUCAAACAUAAAGUUCCAAAUGUCAAAUAUGAAAUUAUGACCUUGAAAAAGUUGUAAUACCGAGAAACAAUAUAGUCAAGAAUCAAAUCAUUUUUUUUUUUGAGAACAGGAAAAAAAGUCGCCAUCUUUUUAGACCCUGCAAUAUUACAAUAGUCACAUUUCCCUCAUUUUGUCUUAAUUUUUAGCAAAUGGGAAAUGUUAUCAUUAUGAGAGGACAGUAAAUGUUUUAUAUUAAAUUAGGUUUACAUUUGUGUAAUAUUUAACAUAAUCUUGUAUUCAAGUACAAAUAGUUUUAAUAUAGAGCUGCAAAGUUUUUAUUUCACCUUUUAUCCAAAUGCUGUCACUUUAUUUAAAGUUCUCAUUACACUUUUUUUUCUUUCCAUUGAGCGCAUCAUUUGCCGGGGCCUUAUUUAAACGACACGGUGAGCCUCCACCAGAAUGUAAAUCUUGACUUUUAAAAAAGAAAAAAAUGCAAAGAGUGAAUCGAAUAUUUUGUCAUUUGCCAUUUAAUCAUCAUAAUGACAGCAGGCAGACAGCACAAGAUUAUUUCAUAUUUGUGCAACAAUAAAAUGUAUCAUUUCUUACAUGUAUUUAAACAGAAAAUAAAUUUGCUUCUUCGCAUUUUUAAGGUUCAAUGUUACAAAGAAAUCACAGUAUUGUAUUGAAAUAAAAAAUGUGUAAAACG
Syngnathoides biaculeatus (alligator pipefish) is the source of this 2540-nucleotide messenger RNA. RefSeq lists its product as uncharacterized. The record is from RefSeq and is a predicted model, not a curated record. The transcript is spliced from 3 exons. Bases 164 to 847 code for a protein of 227 amino acids. NCBI's taxonomy places the organism in Eukaryota, Metazoa, Chordata, Actinopteri, Syngnathiformes, Syngnathidae.